This is a messenger RNA of Pieris brassicae (large cabbage white), 1969 nucleotides long. Its product is annotated as myrosinase 1-like. Gene Ontology annotation, biological process: carbohydrate metabolic process. The transcript has 11 exons. Gene Ontology annotation, molecular function: beta-glucosidase activity. Bases 56 to 1507 code for a protein of 483 amino acids. NCBI's taxonomy places the organism in Eukaryota, Metazoa, Arthropoda, Insecta, Lepidoptera, Pieridae. The record is from RefSeq and is a predicted model, not a curated record.
CAUUGUCAUAAUAAAUAGGUGACAAGCGAAUUAUAAGUUAUUGUAAUUUUUGAAUAUGUAUUGGUUGGUCGUCUGGACCUCGUUGGUCACGUGGUGCGAGGCAGCCUCAAAAUUCCCAGAUGGGUUUCAAUUUGGAGCAGCCACAUCUGCUUAUCAGGUGGAGGGCGCUUGGAACGCAAGUGAUAAAUCUCCAAGUAUCUGGGAUGUUUACGUCCAUGAAAACCCAUCUGCUAUCGCGGACCAUUCUAAUGGAGAUGUGGCUUGCGACUCCUACCAUUUAUGGAAGAAAGAUAUCGCCUUGGCCCGGACUUUGCGGCUCAACUUUUAUCGCUUCUCAAUAUCGUGGCCCCGACUCCUGCCCGAGGGUUUUUCUAAUAAAGUGAGCAUAGAUGGAACAAGAUAUUACAAUAAUCUUAUCAACGGUCUGCUUAGCAAUGGAAUCGAACCUGUUGUCACCCUCUACCACUGGGAUUUGCCGCAAAAUCUUCAAGAUUUAGGAGGCUGGACCAACAUUAAAAUAGUCAAUUGGUUUGAAGAGUAUGCCCGUGUGGCAUUCACGCUUUUUGGAGAUCGGGUUAAGACCUGGGUUACCAUAAAUGAACCGAUGAGCUUCUGUAAUUUGGUGUAUGAGACCGGGUUACUAGCACCUGGGAUAGCCAGCCCUGGUAUUGGAGAAAACCUUUGCGCUAAAAAUGCUUUACUGAGUCAUGCAAAAGCCUACAGACUGUAUGAAAAGAAGUUCAGAGAUAAAUAUAAAGGGCAAGUUGGUUUGACAGACCAACACGUAUGGUAUGAGCCAAAGACUCCUGGCCAGGAACGAAACGCGCAGCUUGCGCGGGACCUAAGCGAAUUAUACACCUUUCCGAUAUUCUCCGAUAUUGGUGGAUGGCCCCCCAAUAUCGAGUUUAUUAUAGCCAAAAAUAGUAGAGCUCAAAAGUACUCAAGUUCUAGACUCCCUGCAUUCACUGAAGAAGAAAUAAAUCUAGUCAAAGGUUCAGCUGACUUCUUUGGUGUUAAUUACUACACCUCCCGACUCGUUGAAGAAGCGUGUCACCAUGGACAGAUUCUCGUCUGGCCAUUCUCUGGAAGCCGGGAGCUUAACUUGGUUUUCUCAUCUGAUCCUACUUGGCAACCGUGUUACGAUUGGCUCGUGAGCUAUCCCCCUGGAAUCCGUCGACUUAUGAAGUCAUUGACGGAGCGUUAUGGAAAUAUAGAAAUAAAAAUCUUUGAGAAUGGUUUUGGGACGUCUGAUACUACCCUCAAUGACACCAUGAGGGUGAAGUAUAUUAAGGAUCACUUGGAGCAGAUUCUCCUAUCAAUAAGAGAAGAUGGCGUAAAUGUCACUGCCUACACUGCAUGGUCUCUUAUUGAUAACUUUGAGUGGCGCAGUGGAUACAAGCCUAGAUUUGGCAUCGUCCACGUUGAUUAUAACGAUCCGAAACUCAAGCGCACAGCUAGAGCCUCCGCGUGCUAUUACGCAGAUGUAAUAAAGAAAAGAGAAGUUUGAUAUACUUGUUGGCAUUGUUCCGAAGCGAUAUCCAUUAUAAAAUGUUCUUGUUGCUAUUAAGAUUUCUGUAUGUUUGUCCAAUCAUAACCAAACACAUCGUUUUUUUCUUGCAUUUUACAUUUGUCAUCCCCAGGAGAAAUUUACUCAUAUCAAUUGUCACAGGUCAACUAGGUACAUAUAUGUAUAACGCCUACAUGAAUUUUGCCGUUAUUUAGAGCCGUUUGCCGAUCCCGACAAAGGCCUCUUCCAGACUCUUACAUUCUGCCCUUUCUCGCCCCACUUGACCAAACAAUAAUGGCAUUACUAAAUCCCUAACACGGCGUAAGUGAUGUGUCUGUAGAAUUUUAAUUCCAAAAAUCACAGUCGAGCGGCGAAUACCAAAUCGUAAAAUAAGUUCACAGUACAUUUGAGAGCUGAAACUGAAGCUGAUGUUAAUUUGCGUAAAUAAAAGUCGUAUUAAAA